CGCCACUUCGCCGUACGUCAGAUAAACAUACCGUCGAUCCGCCGAUCAGUCCAGCGUGGUGUCGACAUUGCUGUAGCUCGACCAAACACUGUUAUCGAGGUGGGAAUAGGAUACGGAGUAGCACGACAUAUCGAACGGAAUAUACCUGCCAGCAGAAUGAACGUUCUGUUGUCGUCGCAGCCACAACCGCCGUCUUUCUUCCCUCAUCAACACGAGACCAAUAGACGGUCGCCUACUCGCUCAAUUAUGUGCGAUCCCUAGCUGCAGACUCGACUACUCUGCAUCUAAGGAGAUUCGAAUAGGCAGCAACGUAAACAACGUAUACUAACAAUUCUGCUUAAUAGUUUCUCCUUUUCAUACCGCUAUGUCUAGUUACCGAAAGCGAAAGGCCGAUGAUGAUGGCGAUGAGAUGUCGGUCUCGCCCCUCAACUCCCCUGCUGGUCAAUCGCGACAGCUUGCGGCCAGACCGUCGAAGAAAGCCCGGGCAAAUGAACUAGCCGGGAGGCCUCUAUCGCUCCCUCGACUCCUCGAGACCCUCGAUAUCACGCAGUUGCGGACUGUGCUACAGACAAUUUGCGAGCGACAACCAGAAAUUGGAGAAGAGGUCGUCAAAAGCGCUCCAAAGCCCUCCGUCGAUUGCGCGCUACAAGUAUUGAAGGAGUAUCAGGACAAACUACGAGAUGCCUUCCCCUAUGGCGAUUCGAGUUCCGAUUACACAUACUAUCGAGUCAAACAUCAACUUAUGGCGCUGAUUGAUGCCCUUGUUGAUUUCACACAUCAAUUCCUUCCGCCCAACGAGACAAGCGCCAACAUCUCGCUACAAUAUCUGCAUGGCGCCACGAAGGUAGUACACAGCUUGCCUGACUGGGAAAGUCAAAGCCACCGACAUCAUAAAGAAAACGUCUACUACGAAAUAUCACAAGCCUGGGCUCUGGUUAUCAAUGAAGCCUCCAAGAAAGGGGCUGGCUUCCUCUUACAUUCGGGUGGUUGGGACCAAAAGCUUGCUAAGCACAAUCUACAGUCGGGUGGCAGGCUAGGUGCUGCCAUUUCCUCUAUGGCCGCGAAUGUCGGAUGGGUCGGGGGAAGUUCAGGUAACACUGCCUCAAGUACGCCCGCCAACCAAAGCUCUAUUCUAGACCAGUUGAUGGCUGGCAAUUAUGGCGCGCCUGUUCCGGUUGGACGUUGGUAGAGACCGCCACCACCAGGGAGGAAGCAAGGAAAGAGAUGGGGGAGGAGGUGGAUUUGGACGGGCCUAAAGGGGCACGAAGAUUAAUGAGCAAAACGAUGUUUCACUAGCAUCCAGCAUAUGACGGAGUAAGCAGUCGUGCAAUAGGCAUCGAGGAUGGACGCAUUUGCACAUACCACCACCUCGCAAUGAGACUACGAUGAAUAUUUCUUAUUUUUCUUCCUUUCGUCUUAGG
This is a messenger RNA of Daldinia vernicosa, 1421 nucleotides long. RefSeq names its product nuclear envelope. Gene Ontology annotation, cellular component: nucleus. The coding region runs from base 365 to 1189 and encodes 274 amino acids. The transcript has 2 exons. The record is from RefSeq and is a predicted model, not a curated record. Gene Ontology annotation, biological process: nuclear protein quality control by the ubiquitin-proteasome system; proteasome localization. NCBI's taxonomy places the organism in Eukaryota, Fungi, Ascomycota, Sordariomycetes, Xylariales, Hypoxylaceae.